AUGCCAGCUCUGUCUACUGCCGCAGGAUUACAUGAGGUGCUAGCUCUUUUGACUGCACAGCUAAGGCCAGAUGCGAAUCUCACAGCAGAAAUUGGCUUCCUUACUGAAGUCUUCAGCGAAAAUAGUUUCAACUCACUUAUAAAGAUUCAUCAGAAACUUCAGCAGUACAUCCGGCAAAGUCCAUUGCCUGCCGUACACAGUGCAGCAGCUUUAGCCGAGAAGAUAAGAGAGGAGCUGCAAUGUGGACCAAACAACAGUGACAUCAGAGAAUUGAUACAUUUACUAGCCAAACCACACCUUCAGGCUGUACUCUCAGCACAUGAUACGAUUGCACACAAGGCCUUUGGUCCAGUUCUACCACCAAUGCCAGAUGAUCUGGAAGUUGAGGAUGAGGAGGAAUCGAUGAAGAUUGUCCAUCUUGUGAAAAACAAAGAACCAUUGGGGGCGACAAUUAGGAAGAAUGAGCAAACAGGUGCGAUUGUUGUGGCUCGGAUCAUGCGAGGAGGAGCAGCAGACCGUAGUGGGUUAGUGCACGUUGGAGAUGAACUAAGAGAAGUUAAUGACAUUCCAGUUGAGCACAAGACACCAGAAGAAAUCAGUCAAAUACUGGCCCAUUGUCAGGGUUCAAUAACCCUGAAGUUAAUCCCAGCAGUCAAAGAAGAGGAUCCGCUGAAUGAAAGUAGGGUGCACGUGAAAGCCUUAUUUGAUUAUGACCCAAGUGAGGAUAAAGCAAUUCCCUGUAAAGAGGCAGGGUUACCUUUCAGGAAAGGAGACAUUCUUCAAGUUGUGAGCCAGGAUGACUCUGUGUGGUGGCAAGCAAAGCGUAUGGGAGAUGCAAAUCUCCGGGCUGGUCUUAUUCCAUCAAAAAGAUUUCAAGAGAAACGGCUUGCCUAUUGGCAAAAACAUGUCACCUUGGAACAAGAGAAAAGCAGCAAAAGAUCAUCAUAUGACCAAAGUUGUGAGAAAGAGGACUGUGAUUGUGAUGGGUAUUUGAAUGGGCUGUAUAUAGGUGAGAAUCGAGAUUCUGCUCAGUACUUUUCUCAAGGUCUUAAGUUCUCAUGGGUCUUUUAUACAGCUGGCUUACGGAGAAGCUUUCGGCUGAGCAGGAAAUGCCGACAGAAUAACCAAACUGAAAAACAGACCAAGCAGAAUGAGAGUGUGGAAUACCUAACCUACGAAGAAGUGGCCAUCUACCAGCGUCGCCCUAAUGAUACACACAGACUGGUGGUACUGGUUGGAUCUUUAGGAGCAAAAAUAAAUGAGAUGAGGCAAAGAAUAAUAGCAGAAAAUCCCAAUCGCUAUAAUGUGGCUGUCCCUUCAACAACAAGGCAAAAGAAAGCCCAUGAGAGGCAAGGCAUGGAGUACCAUUUUGUCAGCAAACCCUCAUUUGAAGCAGAUAUUCAGAAGAACAGAUUUGUUGAACAUGGGGAAUACAAGGACAAUCUGUAUGGAAUAAAUGUAGAUUCCAUCCGCACAGUAAUGUUAAAAAAGAAGAUUUGCUUAGUGGAUGCAAAUCCUCAAACAAUCAAACAUCUCAGAACAGCAGAAUUUAAACCAUAUGUGAUAUUUGUCAAGCCGUUUAUUCAAGAACCACGGGCCAACUCAACAGCAGCUGAAACAGCAGAGACUGAUGUCAUUAAGGAAUUAGGGGAAGAUGAUUACCAGGAAAUGACUCAGUCAGCAGCCCAUAUCGAAGAGAAGUAUGGUCAUCUCAUCGACAAAGUCUUGGUGAAAGGCGACCUUCAAACUGCAUGCAAUGAAUUAAAAGUUAUUCUGGAGAAUAUAGAAAGGGAACCGACUUGGGUCCCAGCUAGCUGGGUCCGUUCGUAG
Molecule: messenger RNA, 1830 nt
Organism: Hypanus sabinus (Atlantic stingray)
Lineage: Eukaryota; Metazoa; Chordata; Chondrichthyes; Myliobatiformes; Dasyatidae
Gene: mpp3a
Product: MAGUK p55 scaffold protein 3a
Exons: 19
Coding region: 1-1830 (609 amino acids)
Cellular component (GO): plasma membrane; cell-cell junction
Molecular function (GO): protein binding
Source: RefSeq, a predicted model, not a curated record